GACUCAAUAUCAAACAUGACUAACCCAACAAUUUCUCCAUUUUAAUUGAUUGUCUUCUCUUCUCUCUUCUACUAUUUGAAACUGUUGCCAACUAUUCAGGUGUUGAACGAGAUAAAAAGAAGCCAAAAUUCAUUCGAUUGUUAUUGUAGACUUUUCAUCAGUCUUUUAGUGAGCAUAUUUGUUUAUAUACACUGAAUUUUUCUUCAAUCUUUAAAUUCUUAAUUUUUGUUAUUGUAGACUUUUCAUCAGUCUUUGGUGAGCAUAUUUGUUUAUAUACACUGAAUUUUUCUUCAAUCUUUAAAUUCUUAAUCUCACUUCCAAAAUGGGGAGAACCAAAAAGCCAGUCAAAUAUGCUGUGAUUGAUGCAUUUACUGAAUCAGAGUUCAAGGGUAAUCCUGCUGCUGUUUGUUUACUAGAAGAGGAAAGAGAAAGUGAAUGGCUUCAAUCAAUUGCUGCUGAGUUCAACAAAUCUGAAACUAGUUAUCUUAUUCGUCUUCCUGUUACUGAUUCCCCACAUCCCAGAUUUCAUCUCCGUUGGUUUACUCCUGUUACUGAGGUAGAACUCUGUGGCCAUGCAACCUUAGCAGCCGCGCACUUUUGUUUCACAUCUGGUUUGGUAAAGGAGAAUACAAUAGAAUUUUUAACACAGUCUGGCAUCUUGACAGCCCAGAAAGUGAUUGAACCAAAGGAGUCUGCCUCACUUGUGUCUGAUAAAGGUGAAGUGGAACAACCGUUCAUGAUUGAAUUAGAUUUUCCCGCUAUUGCAACAUCUGAAUGCAGUUUAGAUGAGACUUCGUCUAUAUCAAAAGUAUUAAGUCCUGCCUCUGUGAUCGACAUGAAGAAGACUGCUUCAGAAGAUCUCUUUGUUGUCUUGCCAUCUGCAAAAGCUGUUACAGAUACACAAGUUGACUUUGAGGAACUUAAAAAAUGCCCUGGUCGGGGUUUGGUCAUAUGUGCAGCUACACCAUCUGAAUCUGGGUUCGAUUUUGUUAGUCGAUGCUUCUACCCAAAGAAUGGCAUCAAUGAGGAUCCAGUUACUGGUAGUGCGCAUUGUGCUUUAGCAUACUAUUGGUCCAAGAAGACAGGGAAGUCUGAUUUUACUGCAUACGCGGCAUCAUCUCGGAGUGGAGUAUUGAAGCUGGACAUAGAUGAGCAGAAGAAUAGAGUUAAACUCGGGGGAAAAGCUGUUACUGUGAUGGAAGGCUCUGUUGUAGUGUAAACUUGAAGGUGUCUGUUAGUUGAACUGGAUUUUGAAUGAAUAAGCCAUUUGAUGGCAUUUGUGCUGGAAAUAUUUUACUUUCUUUGAUUAUUAUUAAAAUAAAGUUGAAUUGCGCAAA
This is a messenger RNA of Chenopodium quinoa (quinoa), 1337 nucleotides long. RefSeq lists its product as uncharacterized. Lineage: Eukaryota; Viridiplantae; Streptophyta; Magnoliopsida; Caryophyllales; Amaranthaceae. Gene Ontology annotation, cellular component: cytoplasm. The record is from RefSeq and is a predicted model, not a curated record. Bases 323 to 1219 code for a protein of 298 amino acids. The transcript is spliced from 7 exons. Gene Ontology annotation, biological process: biosynthetic process. Gene Ontology annotation, molecular function: isomerase activity.